Molecule: messenger RNA, 7680 nt
Organism: Coregonus clupeaformis (lake whitefish)
Lineage: Eukaryota; Metazoa; Chordata; Actinopteri; Salmoniformes; Salmonidae
Product: AMME syndrome candidate gene 1 protein
Exons: 6
Coding region: 1379-2347 (322 amino acids)
Source: RefSeq, a predicted model, not a curated record
CUGCAGCUGUUGUAACUUCAUGGCAGGCGAUACAGGGCGGACAGCACAUUCUCCGACUACAACGAAAUUGAUUUAAAGGGAUGCAUGUUUUCUUUCUCUUAGAGAAGACGGAUACAAAUUGUCUAAAGGAGCAUAAAUGGUAAAAGAUGAAUCCUUACGGGGUUGAUGACUAAAUGUUGAGGCCGAGCUGAUUAGAAGCUGAGGUGGAUAGCGCACGCAGCAAUUUUUCUGCGUAAUUCGCAGCCAGAAUUGAGAUUUGACAGACAGAAGAUACGGUGCGACUAUACGCAUUAUGCGUAGGAAACGAUCGCAAAACAUUUUCUGGAUCUUGUUUCGGCGUUGAGAAUACCAAAGAUAUUUAUAACUAAACCUUGUUCUAUGGCUGUGAAUGUCAGUGACUACAUAUGAUCACAUUUCCUCCUCAUCAGGCUAAUGGUAGCCGCAGUGAGGGGCGAGGAGCGAGAGUAACCAAACCCGGAGGAUUUCAGACAGUUGGAAUCGAAUGCUGCUCUAUCAAAAUGUAUCACAUUAAACGGAUGACAACUUCCAAACAAAUCUACAGCAAACUUUCAGCGCUGAUAUGAAGCUGGGGUUUAAAUAAGAUUUUUGAAACUGUCCGAGAACUGACACAAAAUACAGGUGCAAACUGAUCAGCUGGUUUGUUGAAAUGACUCGGUCAGCGCUGACGCUGUCUGAUGGAUCAAACUGCAUAGCCAAAUGCCAUUUUACUUUGCAGCGACUUGACGUUUGGACCUCCAACACAUUGGGUCAGUUGUCUAGCUAGAAGUUCGGAUGAAAGUAAACAUCUGGUGCAAUGUUAAGCUACAUGGUCCGAAGCGUAAUGUACUAUUCGUGCUAAAGCGUAUGGGUCCUGCGUACUCAAGCUCCCGACUCCCACACAAAAAGGAUUCUCUGUGAUGCUGGGGGUGCAGUGCAGUCACAGCUCCACAUCUGGCUACUUGCUGUCUAGUUAACUAGCUAGUUAGCUAGCUAACUGUCUCAGAAACUCUGUGGUGUUUCUGUUGGGUAGUUAGUGAAUUAGUUCCUGUGUCUUUCGAGAGAAAGAUUGCUUUGUGAAAUCACUUCGGUGGUUAUCGUGUUCCGAAGAAGGGGCCUGUAUUUUGGACAAUAUCUGAGAUCGAUCGAAACGUUUGAAGUGGUCCACAGCUGUCUUCUUAAGGAAAACACUUAAGGAUUUUGCGUAAGGCACGUAUUUUUUUAAAGGCAAUGAUAGGGUGACAUUGCAGUCUCUUUACAUCGAAUAUAACGUCGUCCGAUAAAAAAGGGAAAGUGGGGCAUUGUCCAUCAUACGUAUUAACGCAGUGGGAUUUUUACGUCUGGUCGGCGUUUCCCCCCCACCCCUCCCGCGUUGACGGUGAUGGGUCGGAAGCGGUGUGUCGGUGCAGAUUGUUCCAAGAUGGCGGCUGGGUGCUGCGGGGUGAAGAAGCAGAAGCUGUCGGGAACCCCCGGGUCGGGGGGUCCUGGCGGGGCGGGAAACGGGGUGGUAGGGACCGGACAUUGUGGCUCGGACUUGGGGAUUGGUUCCUCCUCGACUGUGGUGGCAGGGAAUAUGAAUCGAGUGAACGGCCUGGGGGGUCCUGGGGGUAGUAGCAGUAGCACCAACGCGUUGUCCCCAGCCCCUGGAGGCUACAACUCAACUGGCCUCUCCCCGAAUCUUAGCCCGGGAUGUGGUUCGGGAAGUGGAGGCAGGAAGAUGGUUGUUUCGGCGGAGAUGUGCUGCUUCUGUUUCGACGUGCUUUAUUGCCAUCUGUAUGGAUACCAACCUCCCCGAACACCCAGGUUUACAAACGAUCCCUACCCGCUGUUUGUCACAUGGAAAAUAGGCAGAGACAAGCGGUUGAGGGGAUGUAUAGGUACAUUUUCUGCCAUGAACCUGCACUCAGGACUCAGGGAGUACACCCUUACCAGUGCCCUUAAAGACAGCCGUUUUCCCUCCAUGACGAGGGACGAGCUGCCACGCCUCUUCUGCUCAGUGUCUCUGCUCACCAACUUCGAGGACGUCGGUGAUUACCUUGACUGGGAGGUGGGUGUUCAUGGCAUUAGGAUAGAGUUUUUCAAUGAAAAAGGAUCAAAGCGCACCGCCACCUACCUACCAGAGGUCGCAAAAGAGCAAGGAUGGGACCACAUUCAGACCAUAGAUUCCUUACUACGAAAGGGAGGCUACAAAGCUCCCAUCACAAAUGACUUCAGGAAGACCAUUAAGUUGACCAGGUACCGUAGCGAGAAGAUGACGAUGAGCUAUGCGGAGUACAUCGCCCACCGCCAGCACCAUCACUACCAGAAUGGCACCGGGCACCCUCUACCCCCAUACAACCAUUAUUCCUGACAGCGUGCCGCAUGACCAAUCACUGAACCUCUCUGCGGACCUUUUCCCAGGAGAGCCCGCCCCCUCCUGGUCUAGCUAUCUCUACUACUGUACCAUUUUAUGAUGAUAGUUUCCGUUGCCAUGCUGACGCUCUCCCAGACGUUGACGUGGCAACGGGUGGCAAAAUAAGCAUAAAUUGAUAAUGACGAGAGAAAAACUAAACUAUUUUCCUUUUUAUCCUCCUAUUGAUUUAGUUUUUGCAGCAUAUAUAUCGAUAUCUAUAACCCCUUUCCUUCAUAUUUUUGACAAGUAAACAAAUACUAGAUUUUCUUAAACCUUUAUUCUUUUCAAACAAUCCUAAUCAGGUUUUUGAUUCUGUGGAUGGAUGCAAGUCAUAUAUGGUGGACUAGUCUUGCAUAAUGGUAUAUGCUCAUAUUUUGUGUAGGCUUUUCUACAGUGUUCCCUUCUAUUAGGAAAAUGUGUUUCUGUUUUUCUGUUUAAUCCUUUCUUAGUAGCCAGAUUGACAUUAUGUGUAUCAUGUAGCAAGCCAUCAGCAGAUCUGGAAGGUUGCAUCUUUUCCUCAAUUUUGCGAUUCCUCUCAAAGUAUUGAAUGUUAAGGUUGGUUUGGUCUUUGUAAACUGUUGUAGUGAUGUAAUUGAGUAGGUGUUGGGACUUGUAUACCCAAUAUUUUACAUUGUAGGGUUGUGAUGCCACGUGACCAAUAUUAGCUGGUCUUUAUUGCGUUACCCCACAAACGUGUUUGCUUUUCUGUGUGUGGUUAGAAGUUUGUUGUUAAGUGCACAUCUGACAGGAGAUUGAAACCGCUAGAUUAAAUUAGGAAUAGGAUCAUGCCAAAAUAUUUCCCAUGAUGCUUGACAGAGCCGGUUAUUUUCACCCGAGUGGUCAUGGUGUUUUUGAUGAACACUUCUAAACUUUAAUUGAAUUUGUUCGGCUCCAUCUCAGUUAUUUUCUCCCUCUCUUCCCCCUGUAGAUCACAUUAAUUCCUCGCCUGAUUCACAGAGACAAAGAACAGAUAACCUAAUUUGAAGCUAAAAUGGCUUCCUCCAUACAUUUCUCAAGUUUGAACUUGGUUGGGUUGGAGAGUUGACUAUAGAGUGCAGAUAGAUAAUGAUCCAAGUCAUUGCCCUCUGAAAAAUACCUUCAUCCUGUUAUUCCAUGCCUGUUGGUUUGAGGAAAAACCAAUGAAUGAGACUUGAGUCUAGUGACAGGGACAUGCUAAAACUAAAAGCCAUAUUCUAUUUUUAAUGCAUGCUUUGUAAUAGUGGUUGGCUUGAGCUGUUUGCUUUUCUCCGCUCUAAUAUGUAACCUCUCUGUGUUUACUUCCUCUACGAGUCAACUUUAUUCUGGUGGCUUUGGUCACAAAAGUUGGGUUUCCCCUCAGAUUGUGCUCUGUGCUUGGUCCUGGUUAGGAAUCUGGGCCUGUGAGACAUGAUCUGUCCUUUCUCUAGUUACUCUGUGAACAUGGGUUAGCAUCAGGGUUUGAACUCUUUUGUCCUGUUUCUGGCCUCCUCACCUCAACUAGUUCGAUACCAUUUUAACUGAAGCUCGUGGCCACAAUGACACUUAAUUUUGCUUGAUGUAGUCAAUGUUUACAUCCACAUGUGGCGUUACAUUCUUGAUGACUGACAGUUGCCAUAGUUGUGCACUUUCAUGUGCUCUUGUCAAAUGUUAGGAGCUGCUGUGGAGGCUACUGGAGUUAGUAUCUAGCUAACGUUAAACCUCUGGCACUGAUCAUCGUCGGUUGAGUUGUUCAAAUCACCCCUCCAUUAUUUCUUCUUCAUGACAUGCUGCUGUUCGUUGAGGGGCUUGCUGUUUUCAGGACCAGUUACUCCCCAUCUCUGUGCCACUAGAAACCAUGCAGAGGUUGUUGGUCUGUCUUGUCAGCUGGUUUGCAGCAGGUUUUGGCAGACUGGUGAGUUGGUUGGAACAGAUGUAGAGGGAAUUGGUAAAGGGUGAUCAAGCUGCAUUCAAUCAAUCCUUACAUAAAGAGCCAGGGCUUUUAAAGGAGCAGUGAUGCCAUUUCCUCUUCAAGUAUACCUUAUUGUCAGUCACAUCCACGCCCAGUAGUUGGUGUGUUUUAACAAGUGUAGUUGAGGAUUAUCUCGUGACCUCUGUGUAGUGUACAGGAUUUGAUCAUCAGCAUUUGAUUUUAGUUUUGUGAGGUGACUGACAGUUUUGAGAGGUGCUUGUAAAAAAAUACUUCUUUUCGGAACAGCCUUUACCAACUGAUAGUAGGGAUAAUCAUUUAUUUAAUUUUUAUAUGCAAAAUGUUAAGGGCUUUUGGCACUCCAUCCACAGUAACCCAGAAUGACCCAAAUUUCAGUUGUGUUGCCUUAAUGAAUGAUUAAAUAAAUGUGGACCGGUAAAAUGGUGCCCUGAGUGUUCCUCUGUCCCGUACUGUACUGUUGUCUAACCCUGACCUCAACCUACAGGGCAGUGAAGGUGAACCUGAUUCACCCUCAGAUAGACACAUUAUCGUAGUGGGAGGCAGAUGGGAAACUUUGUUAUGGUCAGACAGGCUACUUCAUUAAUAUAGCCUAGUGUAGAAGUGGUUCAGAUGAUAAUGUGAAAAUAGGCUAAUCUCCCCUGUUCACUGUGGUUCCCUGCUCAGAGAUUGGAUGGCAUUUCCAUCAUAUCCUCUUGGGGUCAGGGAACUGAUGCCUCAGACCAUGCUGCUCAGUAAUAUUGACAGGAUAAAGUAGGCCUACUUAAAGAGAUGUUUUCGCCUAGUAGGUUGUCACAAUAACAGUUUUCAGAGGACUGCAGGAAAAGCUAUCCUUGCUGCUGAACAGUCAGGUACCCAUUUUCUGGUCCAUUAAAUACAGCACAACCUGACAAUUUUUCUGGACAUGCUGCAAGACCAAGUCCACCACUGUCUUUUACAUACUUGCCGAUAUAUGUAUACACAAAUGCAAUCCAUUCUGUUGCCUGUGUGUAUGUGUAUAAAACAUGUAGUAUGGUUUAAUCCAUGACAUGCUUGAUCUACGGUUUAGAGACUCGUAUAACUCAUAAAAAAAGAGACAAAUAAAUAAAAUGGUGCUAUUGGACCUCAUGUUGGGGCGGUCGCGGGUUUUCGUGACUGGUCAUGCGGACUCAUCGAUCAUAUCCGACUUAUCCUUGAUAUAUGCAGAUCUGUUCAACAGGUGUUUUUUUCCUACCAGUGUAAGUCAACACCCUGCAGGUUUGAAAGGACAAGAAGUCCCAACUAACCCCCCUCCUCCCUUCUCUACCCCCAACUCCAUGCCUCAUGGCCUGGGGGUUAAAGGUGAAAUCUGUCGUUCAGUAGAUGGUGGCAUCAGAAGGGAACGUUCUCUCCUGCGCUGGGACAGUAAAGAGUUGGAGUGAAUAGGGCUGUCACCCCUACGCUCUCCAGCCACUCCAUCGUAGGCCCUUUCUCUGCCCAGCCCACGACUGGAUGUUCCAACAACACUUAAUGUUUUACCUCUGUGUUUAAAUAUAGUUUUUACAGCUGUCCUGUAUCCUUUACUCAUCCAUGGGGUUAAUUAACUGCUUAAAGGAAAGGUUAUCUGACUGAACGCUCAACUCUGGCUCUUACAAACUGCCUCAAAGGAAGUCUAGCGUUUUAGCCUUCUUGAAUAUUGUCAUGCAUGUACAGUAAGCCUCUAACAGUGGUUUCUUUAAGCUAAAGACCAUGUUACGACUUGGCUGGACAGGAGGGUGGAUUUAGUUGGCAGGUUUAGUGAAAGCCAGAUGAGUGAUUGCUGACGUCAUGAGGAUGCUCACAUAGUUAUUGUAUGACGUUUGACUGAGACUAUUCGUUGCCAUUAAUGAAUCGCACUUCAUACAGUAAGUAUAUCAGAGGAGCCUGGUGGGAGGAGCUAUUGGAAGAUGGGCUCAUUGCAAUGGCUGGAAUGGAAUAAGUGAUGCUAUCAAACAUAUAGAAACCACGUUUGACAAUGAGCCCGUCCUCCUAUAGCUCCUCCCACCAGCCGCCUCUGAAGUAUAUGUUUCACAUGGAAAUGACUGAACCUUGUCCUUUUUACCUCGAGUCAAGGUUCAUGAAUACCAGUUAAUUUCAGUCAAAUGUGAUGUGAUUCUGACUUUGCUCAUUUGCAACACACCUCUGCCCAUGGACGAGAGAUCAUUGUUCAUACUGACACAACUGGGAUAAUGUUAAAGACAAUGUCAUUUAGUUCCAUUUCUCAUACUGACACAACUAGGAUAAUGUUAAAGACAGAAAGUCAUUUGGUUCCAUACCAGGGUUAGGGUUUACUCUCAGCAUUGCAUUGUGGAAUGCUUAAGCUCAUAUUACCUUUUGUAUGUUCGACCGAACCAAAGAUGCCUCUGGCCAUGUCCUCAUGCUGCUCUUCAGGCCUGGCUUCCUGUCCUUCCAAAAAACACCCCUGCAAGAGACAAAAUGACUUUUUUUCAUCUGUUUCUUUUUUUGUACGAUUUCUAAUGUAUUUUGAUUUCUUUAGCAACUGCUUAUUCAAUGAAUUUUCAUUGAUUCUGUCUGAAGCCUUACCAGGCAUCAAGGAUAGUGAAAUUACCUGGUUGCAGUUUAUUUCGUCACUGGUUUUCACAUUUAUUAUAAUUUGUGUAACAAAAAAUACAACCCCAUAGCGUGCCUCCUAGAUUUAUGGGUUUCUAUGUUUUUUCCCAAAGACCAGCAGUUAUACUUUAUAUAUGAAAAAGCCUCUUUUCUUUACUCUGGACCCAGUAGCUGCACUGGUAUACAAUCGCACUGAUAUACAAAUAAAUGAAUCAUAUAAUAAAAUAACUACAAACUUUUAUAAGAAAAUGUACUUUAAGAAGAAAAAAACUUUUUUGUACAUUAUAAAUUCUGUUAAAAAAAAUAUUUUGGAUCUAGUUUCUAAAUUAUUUUAGUGGUUUUCUAUGUUCAGAAAAUUUGAGAAACCGAGAUGUCGCUGUGCAGAGUGACAGUCUCUGCUGUGGUGGCAUGACGGGAUGUGGGGUUGCCUGGCGUAACCCCCCACCCACCUUUUUAUUUCUUCUACUUUACAUUUUUGGUUCACUUUCUCAACUUGAAAAUGUUGAUUGAAUAAUAUGAACUGGGAAAUAAACGACUUACCUUUAGAGCUAGAUCCUCCUUCCUUCCCCAUUGAAUUGCUGUUAGUGUGAUGAGACUUGAAAUGGGCAUUUAUGAUCGUAUGGCUCCCCCCAAAAAUACAAAAUAUUACCCCCACCCCCAAAAAAAAAAAAACUGUGUGGGGAGAAGAUCUUAAAUAUAUAUAUAUAUAUAUAGAUGGGUUAUCAGUGGGUAUGUGAGCAAUGGCUGUGGAGAUAAUGUAGUUUUAAACAUUGUUAUUACCUUUUAAAAUCAUUUAUCCAAUAAAAAAAGUGAAAAGAUA